AUGUUCGACAUAUCACCAUAUUGUGAUUCUAGGAAUAGUAAUGCGAGCAGUAUUACUUUUUCUAAUUUAAAAUUAGAAGAUAAAUUAAGAUUAUGGAGACAUGACGCUUAUCUAAAAAACUUGUUAGAGACUGCUGCUUUUUGGGGAAAUAAAGUUUUAACAAUGACAGGUGAUUCAAAUGAUGCAUACUGGCUAGCACAGAUAUAUUAUAAUAUGGGCCAAUAUUUAAGAGCAAAAAAAUUAUUACAAAAACUGAUGGAUUCAAGUGUUUUAUGCAGAUUCUUGGCUGCAAAAUGUUGCGUAAAGAUAGAAAAUUAUCAAGAAGUGUUAGAUAUUCUUGGAGAGGAAAAUCCAUUCGAUUCAAGAGAUGGCAAUUUAAAUGUGAAAAAUGCAGAAGAAGGAAUACAACUUGAAGCAUCCAUGUGUUAUCUUCGCGGGAUAGCAUAUUCACAACAAUCAAAUUUUGCUAAAGCAAAGAAUUGCUUUAAAGAAGCAUUGGAAAUUGAUGUUAAAUGUUAUGAGGAACAAUUAGAUGUCGAAGAGGCACAUUUUAUAAAAUUAAAUUAUAUUUCAAUGUUGAAAAAAUAUGAUAAUCUGCAACUAAUACAAGAAUCACGUAAUGAAUUAGAGAAGAAUUUUAAAUUGUCAAACAAUACUGAUUUAUUAUUAACUUAUGCAGAUGAAUUAUACACCCAAUGUAAAUUUGAAGAGUGCUACAAAAUCACCUCAAAAAUACUUGAAAAAGAUCAGCAUAAUCCAGCAUGCCUUCCAAUUCAUAUUGUAUGUCUUCAUGAACUACGCAAUAAAAACAAAUUAUUUAUGUUGGCACAUGAACUUGUUGAACAUUGUUCAGAUAUGCCUGUAACUUGGUUUGGAGUUGGUUGUUAUAAUUAUUUAAUUGGUCAAAAUGAUGAAGCCAGAAGAUAUUUUAUCAAGGCAUCAACUAUGGACUCGCGAUAUGAACCUGCAUGGAUUGGAUUUGGACAUUCUUUUGCUAUCGAGGGAGAGCAUGAUCAAGCCAUCACAGCUUACAAUACUGCAGCAAAAUUAUUUAAAGGAUCACAUUUUCCAAACCUUUUUAUUGGAAUGCAACAUCUUUUGGCAAAUAAUCUUAAAACAGCUGAAGAAUAUUUAAUGCAAAGCUAUAGUAUAUGUUCAAAUGAUCCAUUGUUAUUAAAUGAGUUGGGUGUUUUAUAUUAUCAGAAAUCCAGUUAUCCCUCAGCUAUUUAUUGUUUCAAAGCAGCACUUAUAUCAGCAGAAUUUACGAAAUGUCGUCAAAGAGUCUGGGAGACUACUUGGAUGAACAUGGGUCAUGUUUAUAGAAAAUUAGGUGAACUAGAUGUUGCUGAAUCGUAUUUUAGAAAAGUAACAUACCUAUCACCACCAAAUCCUAGCGCACUAACAGCUAUCGGGUAUAUUUAUCAUGUAAAGGAACAAUAUGAUGACGCAAUAAAUUAUUAUCACGAGGCAUUAGGCUUGAGACCAUGUGAUCCUAUAAUUCAAGACCUCUUAUCGUCGUGCCUUGAAGAGAUGGUCAAUAGUAUGAAUAUUAGCAAAAAAUGA
Entrophospora sp. SA101 is the source of this 1563-nucleotide messenger RNA. Lineage: Eukaryota; Fungi; Glomeromycota; Glomeromycetes; Entrophosporales; Entrophosporaceae. The record is from the annotation of a GenBank genome assembly.